Liolophura sinensis is the source of this 1236-nucleotide messenger RNA. RefSeq names its product fibrinogen-like protein 1. Lineage: Eukaryota; Metazoa; Mollusca; Polyplacophora; Chitonida; Chitonidae. The coding region runs from base 1 to 1236 and encodes 411 amino acids. The transcript is spliced from 2 exons. Gene Ontology annotation, biological process: blood coagulation. The record is from RefSeq and is a predicted model, not a curated record.
AUGGACGAGUUACAGCGACAAAAUCAAGAAAAUAUCCUUCUUAAAGAGGAAGUGGAAGGUCUUAAGUUGAAACACAAAGAACAAAAGUUGCUGUUGACUCAGCUAACGAGUACUAUGGGAGAACUGGUGAAGAAAAUUAAACUUGGACAGAGAAGUUGCACUUGUAGUACCCCGCAAGAGGAGCACCAUACAGUGCAUGUAUUGUCCGAGAAGGCAGCAGAAAUAGAGCCACCAGAUUCUGCACCAUCUACUUCUAGUACACUGGAGAAUGUCCAGACAUCCCCUAUAUCCAACACAGCUGUAUCACCGGAAGCCAAUUCUAAACCAGACAAGCUGGUCCAGACUUCUCAGGUAUCUGUGACACCGGCAGGCGUACCCUCAACGCUCACAACACCUGAGCAAGUCAAGACAUCACGGACACCGCUGACGACAGGUGUGCCACAAGUAAUGCACUCACAGGAUUCCUUACAAACCACUGACACAACAUCCGAAGACGAGACUGUGACGGAACAGGGAGUGUCGUCAGGUUAUGUGGCCGUUUACCCAAGAGACUGUCAGGACCUCAUGUCCUCCAAACCCAUGUUUAGUGGCCAGUACACCAUCUUCCCUGUUAACGCCUCCAAACCUUUCCGGGUCUACUGCCAGGUGGAGGAAGGCGCCGCCUGGACAGUCAUACAGAGACGUGAUGGGGGCAUGGUGGACUUCUACCGGGACUGGUCCGACUACAAGGCCGGCUUUGGGCGGCUGACCGACGAAUUCUGGAUCGGGAACGAACAUCUUCAUCAGCUGACCAGACAAGCGACAUACAAGCUGAAAAUUGACAUGUGGGAUUGGGCAGGGGAGUAUUACUACGCGGAGAGCAACUUCGUGUACGUGAGCGGCGAGAGUGAAUAUUACACUCUGUACGCACCUGACAAUUAUUACGCAUACAGCGGGUUUGGUGGAAGCGGACUCCGGGUGCAUAGGGGCUCUUUCAUGACGUUCGACCAUCAGGACCCGUCCAUGAUCAGUGACAACUGUGCACAGAAAUUCCACUGCGGAUGGUGGUUCACAACCUGUGUGCGUAAUGCUAACCUUAACGGCAGAUAUUAUUCUGGUGGGUAUGAAAACAUCUCCACUAAAUCUCGCAACAUUGACGAUAUAUACUGGCACAGUGUUGAACAGUCGCUGAAGAAAGUUGUGAUGAGAUUGUACAGGACGCAAGAUAUGCCUAAGAGAGUGAAGGGUUACAGAUGA